This is a messenger RNA of Odobenus rosmarus divergens (Pacific walrus), 3113 nucleotides long. It is a transcript of the gene ZBTB35, whose product is annotated as zinc finger protein 131. Gene Ontology annotation, biological process: regulation of transcription by RNA polymerase II. Gene Ontology annotation, cellular component: nucleus. Gene Ontology annotation, molecular function: RNA polymerase II cis-regulatory region sequence-specific DNA binding; protein binding; DNA-binding transcription factor activity, RNA polymerase II-specific. Bases 206 to 1969 code for a protein of 587 amino acids. Lineage: Eukaryota; Metazoa; Chordata; Mammalia; Carnivora; Odobenidae. The record is from RefSeq and is a predicted model, not a curated record. The transcript is spliced from 8 exons.
GUUGUGGGCCGCGGGCCGGACCGGGUCCCGGGGCGGCGGGAGCCAGGGCCGGGCAGAAGGGUUGGCGGGCCGUUAGGGGGCCGCCACGGCUGUCGGGUCCCUUCCUCUGCCGGACUUGCGCGCCCCGGCGCCCGGAGCCUCCGGCGCUCUGCCCACCCCGCUUCAGCUCGCGUCUCCCGACUCCAAUUAGAGCAGCCCGACGGCCAUGGAGGCCGAAGAGACGAUGGAAUGCCUUCAGGAGUUCCCGGAACAUCAUAAAAUGAUCCUGGACCGAUUGAAUGAACAGCGGGAGCAGGAUCGGUUUACUGACAUCACCCUGAUUGUCGACGGACACCAUUUUAAGGCCCACAAGGCUGUUUUGGCUGCUUGCAGUAAGUUCUUCUACAAAUUCUUUCAGGAGUUUACUCAGGAACCUUUGGUGGAGAUAGAAGGUGUUAGUAAAAUGGCCUUCCGUCAUUUAAUUGAGUUCACAUAUACAGCAAAAUUAAUGAUACAAGGAGAAGAAGAAGCCAAUGAUGUAUGGAAAGCAGCAGAGUUUCUACAAAUGCUAGAAGCUAUCAAAGCCCUUGAAGUCAGGAACAAAGAAAACUCAGCUCCACUAGAGGAAAAUACCACAGGAAAAAGUGAGGCAAAAAAAAGAAAGAUUGCAGAAACUUCAAAUGUUAUCACUGAGUCAUUGCCCUCUGCAGAAUCAGAACCUGUUGAAAUUGAGGUGGAGAUUGCCGAAGGCACAAUUGAAGUGGAAGAUGAAGGCAUCGAAACAUUGGAGGAAGUGGCUUCUUCCAAGCAGUCCAUAAAGUACAUUCAAAGCACAGGUUCCUCUGAUGAAUCCGCCCUGGCACUGUUGGCAGAUAUUACCAGCAAGUACCGUCAAGGUGAUAGAAAAGGGCAGAUAAAAGAAGAAGAUGGUUGUGCAUCUGACCACACAAGCAAACAGGAACACAUGAAAUCACACUCCACUGAGAGUUUCAAGUGUGAAAUAUGCAAUAAAAGGUAUCUUCGGGAGAGCGCAUGGAAACAGCACCUCAACUGUUACCACCUCGAAGAAGGUGGAGUCAGUAAGAAGCAAAGAACUGGGAAAAAAAUUCACAUAUGUCAAUACUGUGAGAAACAGUUUGACCACUUUGGACAUUUUAAAGAGCAUCUUCGAAAACAUACAGGUGAAAAACCUUUUGAAUGUCCAAAUUGUCAUGAACGAUUUGCUAGAAAUAGCACCCUCAAAUGUCACCUGACUGCGUGCCAAACUGGAAUAGGGGCAAAAAAGGGAAGAAAGAAGCUUUAUGAAUGUCAGGUCUGUAACAGUGUGUUUAACAGCUGGGACCAGUUCAAAGAUCAUUUGGUAAUACACACUGGAGAUAAACCCAACCAUUGUACUUUAUGUGACUUGUGGUUUAUGCAAGGAAAUGAAUUAAGGAGGCAUCUCAGUGAUACUCACAAUAUUUCAGAGCGUCUAGUAACUGAAGAAGUUCUUUCAGUAGAAACACGUGUGCAGACCGAACCUGUGACAUCAAUGACUAUUAUAGAACAAGUUGGGAAGGUGCAUGUGUUACCAUUGCUUCAGGUUCAGGUGGAUUCAGCACAAGUGACUGUGGAACAGGUCCAUCCAGAUCUGCUCCAGGACAGCCAAGUGCAUGAUUCACAUAUGAGUGAGCUUCCAGAGCAGGUCCAGGUGAGUUAUCUAGAAGUGGGUCGAAUUCAGACUGAAGAAGGUACUGAAGUACACGUGGAGGAGCUGCAUGUCGAACGGGUAAAUCAGAUGCCAGUGGAAGUACAGACUGAACUUCUAGAAGCCGACUUGGAACAAGUGACCCCUGAAAUCAUGAACCAGGAGGAGAGAGAGCCUCCCCAAGCAGAUGCUGCUGAGGCUGCCAGGGAAGAUCACCAAGAUGCUGAUGGUUUAGAGACCAAAUCAACAGUGGAUUCCCAAGCAGGGAAUGAGAACAGAACACCUAUGCCUGUUUUAGAAUGAAAUAACAAAUGAAUAUAUUUUUAAAUUUAUGUGUUGGAUUUUUGAACUGCUGAUGGGCAGUGUGACUGUCCUUAGGCUAACAGACAAGUGGACCAAAGUUAAAGUCUUUACUGUUGUGAACUGUUUCUGUUGAAACAAACUGAUUUCCCCCCACUUAAUGCCACAGAGGAGGGAUCUUUCCCAUAAGUGAACGGGAAGCUUUUGAGAAGUAUUAUUUCUGGAAACUUAAAUGGAUUAUAUUCUUAUUAUAUAGUUGGGUACGAAUGUAUCUAUUUUCAUUGUGAUAAGGGUUCUCCCUUCUCUCUUUCCCAGGUCAUGUCCUUUCUCAGAUUCUUUCCAUGUUGUAAAAUCAAACAUAAAAUCAUUAGAAUACAAACAAUGUAUUCUAAUGCAUGUUAGAAAAUUGAAUAUAUAGGAAACACAAGGCUGCAUGAAGAAAAGUACAUUGUUACUGUGCAGUUAAAUUUUGGCUUCUGGCUUUCUUUAGUUUGAACAACCUCGUCUAUACUGAUAGUCACAGAUGUCAUCUCUGCAACAGAAACAGAGUGGUGGUGGCAAAAUUUCUAGAAUGUAAAAAAAAAAAACCCACACCCAUGUGCCUUUUCAAAACCAACUAAACUUCUUUAAAGUGUCUCUGGUUCUUUCAAAAUUUGUGUUGUAAGGAGCAAUGUAGGUGAUGCUAUAGUAUUUUAUGUUUUUGCUUAUAAUGGCAACUACCAAUUCUUCUUCUUGGUAACUUAGGUUGAGAAAUUUCAUUUAAUGGCAACUGAAGGGCCACUUCCAAUUGGGAAAAUUCAUUUAUAUCUGUGGUAAACUUUUUUUUUAAAUGAAAGGUUGCACUAGUAUUUUACCACCAGAUGAAAAAAAGAUGAGCAUCAUUUAAAAAUUAAUGUAUUUAAAAUAAAGUACAGAGAAAAACAUGUAUAUAAUAUAUCAGGCUUUGUUUUGAAUGAAUCUUUUUCCCCCGAUCCUUAAUGUAAAGAUCUUGUGCUAUAACUUUUAAAGCCAUACAAAUAAGAGUGCUAAACUGUGGACUUAAAAGUAGGUGUGUAAAUAUUUUUAAUCAGUAUUACUUGGAAAAUAAAAUAUAACAACCACAUAAAAUAAACCAAUAUGCUAUUUUCUUUACCUGUUAAAUAUUGGG